UGCCGACUCUCAGGGGAUUGCAUUUCCUUCCAUGUGUAAGAGAGCUGGCUAGUUAGCAGCUGGAUAUUGUCUCAGUGGCAGCUGUUGCUGUUGACAACUCUGUUCCAGCUGCACAUGCUGAAGGGUGGCAAUGAUUCAGCACUUUGCGAACCUGGAUUAACGUGCACUUUGCCUUCCCACUUCCCACCCACAUUUUCCCAAAUGUCCCCACUUCCAUUCGCCCCAUCCCGAAGGUGUGCUUCUGCACCGAGAAACUAUUACCUUUAGAAAAGGGGAGAGGACCAUGUUACCCUGACAGAGUUUCUGUUACAUGUGGAGGUACCGUUUGUCUAUCUCCUAGGUAACGCUCGUUUUUCGGAUGCACAGAAUAAGAGCCAGCCUCCAAGGGUCUGUAAUCUUGUGAGUCGGUUUAAAAGCAAGAGAAAGAAAACUGUUAAUGAUUCUCCAGGAAGGGAUUUUUUCGACUUCAAAAUGCCAGUUCGAAGAGGGCACGUAGCGCCCCAGAAUACCUACUUGGACACUAUUAUCAGGAAAUUUGAAGGUCAAAACCGGAAGUUUGUAAUUGCAAAUGCUCAGAUGGAAAGCUGUGCCAUCAUCUAUUGCAAUGACGGUUUUUGUGAAAUGUUUGGGUACUCCCGUGUGGAAGUCAUGCAGCAGCCUUGUACAUGCAGCUUCCUUGCAGGGCCUUGCACAGAAACAUCUUCUAUCACUCAACUCACUCAGGCACUGCUUGGAUCUGAAGAGCGGAAAGUAGAAAUUCACUACUACAGAAAAGACGGUUCCUGUUUUCCUUGUCUAAUUGAUGUGAUCCCAGUGAAGAAUGAAGAAGGAGCAGUCAUAAUGUUCAUUUUGAACUUUGAAGAUCUGGCCCGAGCAUUAGCAAAAAGGUCAAAAAGGGGUUUCCAACACCGGCUCUCCCAUGGAUGCUUCAGCGCAAACAACAGUAGAAGAUUAUCUCUAAACCUGCCAUCCCUUCAAAGAAUUUCACUUCGAAGGUCACUGCCAAAGGAAGAGUUAGAUGGAGUGGUUAUUGACUACUUAAAGCCAAGUGAUGAGUCCCUGAUCUUGAAAGAGAUAAAAACCCCUUCUAGAGAGAACUUCACCCAGUCUGAGACAGAGGCCCUCAUAGAACAUGACAAAAAGCCAAGUCUUGAAGAGAUUUCAGAGCCCAGAGAUCAUUCUUCUCCAAAGCGGGACAGAAGGCAACAGCUAGAUGCUACACUGCAAUAUUCAACAUCCAGCCUGUCCCGAGCCCACUCCAGUGACAGCCUGCGGAGAGCAUCCUCCGUUGAUGAUAUUGAAGCUAUGAGGUCAAAAGGCCAGAAGAAGUUCAGAGAGAGGAGGGCAAACUCAGCUGGUGCCAAGCACUUUAAGACAAAGCUUCUGAACUCCACAUCGGAUUCGGACCUCAUGAAGUACAGAACAAUCAGUAAAAUCCCACAAAUUACUCUAAGCUUUACAGAAUUUACCACAGAGAGACAUCGAACUCCUUCCCCUUCUGAGAUUGAGAUAAUUGCUCCUAGCAAACUGAAGGACAGAACACAUAAUGUUACAGAGAAAGUGACACAGGUGCUGUCACUAGGAGCUGAUGUCCUUCCUGAAUACAAACUGCAGGCUCCCCGCAUUCACAAAUGGACAAUUUUGCAUUACAGCCCUUUCAAGGCAGUUUGGGACUGGCUAAUUCUCCUUUUGGUGAUCUACACUGCUGUUUUCACACCAUACUCGGCAGCAUUCUUAUUAAAUGAUCAGGAAGAAGAAAGGCACUGGGCCUGUGGAUAUUCCUGCAACCCUCUUAAUAUUGUAGAUUUCAUAGUAGACAUUAUGUUUAUCAUUGACAUAAUCAUCAAUUUUCGGACCACCUAUGUAAACAGUAAUGAUGAAGUGGUAAGCCAUCCUUGGAAAAUUGCUGUCCAUUACUUCAAAGGCUGGUUCCUCAUUGAUAUGGUGGCAGCGAUUCCUUUUGAUCUUCUAAUCUUCAGAUCAGGAUCUGAUGAGACAACAACACUAAUUGGUCUUCUAAAGACAGCACGUCUUCUUCGGCUUGUACGAGUAGCCCGAAAGCUGGACCGCUACUCAGAGUAUGGCGCUGCUGUUCUCUUUCUUCUCAUGUGUACUUUUGCUCUAAUUGCCCACUGGCUGGCCUGCAUCUGGUAUGCGAUCGGCAAUGUUGAGAGAGGAUACAUGGAAAACAAGAUAGGCUGGCUGGACAACCUUGGUGAACAAAUUGGAAAGCAAUACAAUGACAGUGACAUUGCCUCAGGUCCUUCCAUCAAGGACAAAUAUGUGACAGCUCUCUACUUUACCUUCAGCAGCCUUACCAGCGUGGGCUUUGGGAAUGUUUCCCCCAACACAAACUCAGAGAAAAUCUUUUCAAUCUGUGUCAUGCUCAUUGGAUCCUUGAUGUAUGCCAGCAUAUUUGGCAAUGUUUCUGCCAUCAUUCAGCGACUGUAUUCUGGCACAGCACGUUACCACACCCAGAUGCUACGUGUGAAGGAAUUCAUCAGGUUUCAUCAGAUUCCAAACCCUCUCCGACAGCGACUGGAGGAGUACUUUCAGCAUGCGUGGUCUUACACCAAUGGGAUCGAUAUGAAUGCAGUGCUAAAGGGGUUUCCUGAGUGCCUACAGGCGGACAUUUGUCUCCAUCUGAAUCGUUCCCUGCUGCAGCACUGUACGGCUUUCAAAGGUGCAAGCAAGGGCUGCCUGCGAGCCCUGGCUAUGAAGUUUAAAACUACACAUGCUCCACCAGGCGACACACUGGUCCACUAUGGUGAUGUGCUGACUGCACUAUACUUCAUAUCACGUGGCUCUAUCGAAAUUCUGAGAGACGAUAUUGUGGUAGCAAUUUUGGGCAAGAAUGACACCUUUGGAGAACCUCUCAAUCUAUAUGCACGACCUGGGAAGUCAAACUCAGAUGUUCGAGCACUCACCUAUUGUGAUCUACACAAAAUACAGCGGGAUGAUCUCUUGGAAGUGUUAGACAUGUACCCUUUGUUUUCAGACAACUUUUGGAGUAAUCUGGAAAUCACUUUCAAUCUCCGAGAUGCAGAUAGCCUUCCAAGAUCUCCACUGACUGAAGACUUUGACUGUGGGUAUCGUCGAGUCCGGAGGAGAAGACAUUCCUAUCGGCGGAGAAACAACCCUGACAGUGCUGACAGAGGAGGUUCAGAACUUGACCAGUAUCGUCACUACUCUAAACUUAACGAGCGAUGGGGUGACACCGCUGGGGAGCCAUGGGAUGAAGAGAGGUGUAGUAGUACAACUCCAUGCUCUCAGACAAGUGAUGAAGAAGCAAAACCUCUGAAUACAGCCGAGACAGAGCACUGCAACACAUUACAAAAGGAGUUUACUCCAGCUGUGGUCAGUCUGGUCACACCAGGUCUUGGAAACAGAGUGGCAACAAAAAAUCAUGAAAACACUCACCCUUACUCAGAAGCUCCUUUAGACACUCCUAACAUGUUCAGUUACUGGGGAGAGAACAAGACUGCUCCUUGCCUGGAAUCUCACCAGCGUUCUCUAUUUGCACAUGCCAACUUGUGGACUGCCUCUGGCCAAGAAGGCAAAAUGAAUGACUUAGACACCAAACUGGACAUUUUCCAGGCCCAGCUUAACAGACUGGAAUCAAGGAUGACCUCUGACAUCAGUAUGAUCCUGCAACUUUUACAACGACAGCUAUCGCAAGUCCCCCCAGCAUACAGUCCAGUCUCUCCAGUAUCCCACAAUCCAGCAAUGUACUCUGUAGGGUCAAGGGUCACAGAGUUCAUCCCACCCGAGACACCUUUACAGGAAGAAAACCCUUCAUCUUCUCCACAGAACCCGGUUUAUGCAGAAAUUGAGACAACAAAGUUAAAGCCCAGAGACUCCAUUUCAAGUGUAGGCCAUCUCACUGUGGCUUCUGAUGAAACAAUGACAGUGUACUCAGAGCAGGAACUUUUAAACCAGACUUUAACAGAAGUGAAAACCAACCAGAAGAGCAUUACUACAAUGGGACUCCACAAUGGUUCACGCUAUCCUUCCCUUCCAGAAAACCUAGAAAGCAUUACUGAACUAGCAGACAUUCACAAACGCCUCUCAGAUCCAGUGCUACCAGGAAGCUAGAAACAAAAGCAGAAUCCUGAUGAACUUUAACUCCUUCAUUUUAAAUAUUAUUACAAAAGAUCAAAAUUACCAUUGGCUCAGGGGUUUUAUUAUGUUUGCUGCCAGAGAGGGAGAAAUUUAUACCCAAGAUUUGUUCUCACAAAGGUUCUAAAACUGAGCCGUGUAGGGAUAGAAAUGCAGUCAGCAGUGUGUUAAUAAUCUGCAUCUGUCCUCACAAUUGACCUGUGUUAUAACGAUCUGCAUAAAGCAAGCUUUUAGAGAUCGUGCAGACUUUUUCAGCAUGAGUUUCCUGCAAAAACCAAUAUUUCUGCUGUUUCACACCAUACCAGCUGAAGAAAUUAAUCUACGGUGCCACAGGGUCUGUCCAUACUGUGGUGUUAGGAUUUAGUCAUCUGGUGUUGCACUGAUCUGCAGUGUAAUCUGUAUGCAAAUAUGAACUAGCUAUAGCCAUCUCAAUAGGAAAGAUGCUAAAGCUGGCAUCUAAAUAAGAAAACACUUAGGAUGAAGGUACUCAAUUGGAUGCCUUUUUGGAGAAUGAAGUUAUCCUUUCUUCUAAAUAUCAGGACUAUAGCAAAAAUUGCCUGCCCCUCUGAAAGAAAAAAGUUAAUUUUUCUCAGCAAAGUGCAUUCUCUAAUUUAUGUUAUAUCUGAAGUUAUGUUUCUGUUUUCUAUCCUUUACUGCUUGUUUUCAUGUCUUCUCCUGCUAUUAAACAUGUGGACAUCAAGUAACCUA
Protopterus annectens (West African lungfish) is the source of this 4827-nucleotide messenger RNA. RefSeq names its product potassium voltage-gated channel subfamily H member 6 (gene KCNH6). Gene Ontology annotation, biological process: potassium ion transmembrane transport; regulation of heart rate by cardiac conduction; regulation of ventricular cardiac muscle cell membrane repolarization. The record is from RefSeq and is a predicted model, not a curated record. The transcript has 16 exons. The coding region runs from base 472 to 4095 and encodes 1207 amino acids. Gene Ontology annotation, cellular component: membrane. Lineage: Eukaryota; Metazoa; Chordata; Ceratodontiformes; Protopteridae. Gene Ontology annotation, molecular function: inward rectifier potassium channel activity.